UCCUCUGCUCUUUCACUGUGUUCACCCUCAGUGUGCAGUUCACUGUCCGUGCUGUUGUUAUCUAACAGCGGCGGAGACAUUAAAGGGUCAUGCCACUCAAUGUCGUGUUGAACGGUCCGGCCCCCUGGGGGUUUCGCCUGAUGGGAGGAAAGGACUUCAACCAGCCUCUGACCAUCUCCAGGAUCACCCCCGGCAGUAAGGCUUCCAUGGCCAACUUGUGCGCUGGUGACGUCAUCCUGGCCAUCGAGGGAGUCCCCGCCACAGACAUGCUGCACUGUGAAGCCCAGAACAAGAUAAAGGAGUCCACCAGUCAGCUCUGUCUCACAGUUGAAAGGAAUGAUUCAAGACUGUGGUCCCCUCGUGUUGUGGAGGAAGGCAGAGCUCACCCAUUUAAACUCAACCUAGAAGCAGAACAACAGGAGUAUAAACCUAUUGGCACCGGACACAACCGGAAAGCUCAGCCCUUUGUUGCGGCAGCGAACAUCGAUGAUAAGCGUCAGGUGGUCAGUACGGCCUACAAUACUCCUAUAGGCCUGUACUCCUCAGGCAAUAUCCAGGACGCCAUGGAGGGCCAGAUCCGAGGCAUUGUCCCGCAGAAGCCUGAGAGCCCCAGGACUCUGACCAGCAUCGAGGAUUCUGAUGUGUACCGGAUGUUGCAGAAAGACCAGGAGGAGCCCCAGGAGCCUCGACAGUCUGGCUCCUUCAAAGCCCUGCAGGAUUUUAUUGACAGUGAUGGCACUCGUCCCAUUGUGACCAGGACAGUAAAAGCCCCCAUGACCAAACCGACUCCGCCCACAGGAAACCUGCAGAAACUGCCCGUCUGCGACAAGUGUGGGAAUGGGAUUGUUGGCACAGUGGUGAAAGCACGGGACAAAUAUCGUCACCCUGGCUGCUUUGUUUGCUCCGACUGUGACGUCAACCUCAAACAGAAGGGCUAUUUCUUCGUGGAGGGGCAGCUGUACUGUGAGACUCACGCUCGGGCCAGAAUGAGACCACCGGAGGGACAUGACCUCAUCACAACUUAUCCAUCUGCAUAGAUUCCCCUCCGACAAGCACAGACACAAGCACUUACACAUGCAGGCACACACACACACACACACACACACACAAACAGACACACACUUCAGCACACACUCCUAUGUCCUACGUCUGUUUAAGUGAUCAUAUGCACUUUGAAGUUGUCUGUGUGCAAUAACAUUUCAGCAAGAAUACACUUUUCUCUGAACAUAACCGUAUGCUGUGUUGACCUGUAAGGCAUUUCUGUGUAGGAACAUUUCGCAGGUGAUAAUCUAACAGACGUGUUGUUUAAAGAGCCCAGCAGAAGGGACUGCAAAACAUGCCACUUUAUUUCUUGCCAGUUUCUCACAAUUUGAUGUCUUUCCAAUAAAGACCCCCUGUUCAUAGUGUAAGAUGAUGUGUAUGUGGAGUCUUGAGACGAAAAGCACCCCCCUUAAAAGGAGCUAUUUGUAAGUUUUGCUAUUGCUACAUAGCCAACAUUAGCAUUAACAUACUGUUUACUUAUCAGUCUAGAAGAAAUGUUGUGAGUUCGGCAUCAAACUUCAUUACUUUACUUUCCAAGAGCUGUCUCCAGAGGUGGAAAGCAACCCCCUUGUUAAAUUUUAUCAGUUGUACUGAAGAUUGCAUGCUAACCAGCUAGGUUAGCUAGCUAGAUUGCCUGGACUGUCUCUUCACUUUCCGAUACUGAGUCACUGUAGCGUCCAGUCUCCCCUGAAGAAGUUUUCUAACACCAUUAUUAAGUCAUAAUUUCAAUUUGUCAAAUACUAUUUCAACACUUAUAGCAUUCCCAUCAGCACCAGCUGUGGGCUACUGUGUGUUUAGUGAUAAUUAGCAAAUUAGCAUAAGAACACACUAAACUAAGAUGUGAACAUGGUAAACAUACUUAAGAUGAGCAUGUUAGCGGUUUCAUAUUGAGGAGUUUUAGACACUAGAGUCAGUACGUACAGCCUCACAGAGCUGCUAGCACAACUGUAGACUGUUUAGUCUUGUUUAAUAUGAGACAUGCACCUACUGGAGGCCAGGAAUGUGGCUGUUGAGUGUUGACAGUUUCACUAGCUUCAAAACUGUGUUAUUAUUUGUUUGUGAAGUUCAGCUGUGCAAGCUUAUUUAUCCAUAUAAAGGCUUAUCUUGGCUGAAAUGUGUGUUUGGGACAUGCUGAAAUUCCAAGUGUAUAUUAUGCUGUUUCCAAGGAUGUUUUGAUGCAUUUGAUCCAACACAACAAAACUGUGACCAUUAGCCUUUUUAGCCAGAAGGCAUUUUGAUACAUCACAGUAGGACAAGUACAGAUUCAUACUAAAAUCAACGAUGGCUGAAUUCAGUUUAGCUGCUUCAGUUUUUAGGAUCCUGGUAUUGUGCAUGCUGGCUCAUUCCCACACGCAUUGUCAUGCUUUACUGGGAUUUGAGUGAGAUCCAUCCUUAAUGUUCUUAUAACACCUGUGCUCAAAAUGUCAGCUGUGAAAAGUAAAGCUUGUGGUCAACUUUUUAACACUACACAACAUUUUUAAAGGAUUUUUUUUGGAUGAACAGUUACAUUAUUUUUCCUGUAAAAUACUUCCAAUAUACAGCAAAUCACAAAAAAGCUGAAUACAUUCGGUCUGUUACAUCCAUUUUCUUGUGCUGGAUAUAAGGGCCCUGCACACCCAUAGUGGACCCACACAGGUGUUUUCACUUAUUGUGGAUGGUAAGACCACAGUGACUCAGCCCACCUUCUACCUGAGCAGCGGCCUAAUCAGCACCACAAGUGCAAACACCUGUGUGGGUGUGGGAGACUGAAGUGGUUCAUCUGAGGUCCAACAUGCAAACACUGGGGGGGGGGUGUGUGUUUCUGGGUAUAUCCGGUGUGUUUGUAGAGCAACUGACAAUCAAUUUGUCCAACAGGUCCAAACAGGUCGCCUUUACUGAGUGAGUAAAUACAGUUGAAAAAUGUGUGUGUGUGUGUGUAGUUAGUCAUCCGUUCUUUUUAAAGGAAACAACAUCAGUACUGGCCAGCUGCCACAGAGACACCACACACAGCAAUGUAUUAGACCAAUACUGGAGUCCCAGCACACACAUUUCUGAACAUUGGAGCCCUGAUCAAGCCAGUCAUGUCAAGGUAAGAGAUAAGAGAGAGUACUGGCUGAUGUAAUAUACCUCCUAGUAACACCAGUAUUGAUUUGUAGUCCUUGGUAAAAGACUAGCUUCCGACAGAAGGUCCUGUAAUUUUUACUGUUUAAAAAGAAUUAAAAAAAAUAAAAAUUGAACAGCAUCCAUUAAACAAUUGAAACAAGAAUCUAAAUUGAAAUGGCAUAACAUACUUUAAAGUUCCAGUUUGAAUUAAAUGUUGGCUUGAUCAUUCACCCUUUCAUAACUUUAAUUAAACGGUGUAUAAAGGAAGGGCCGUAGGGAUAAAAUGUCCCUGCUACAGACAGUUACACAACUGAGUCUGCUUAGGCCGAGGAACAAAAGGUGAAUGGGUCCAUCAUUACUCACACACGUUUCCGUUUUUCACUACACAACUUUAUUCUAAAGUCCAGAAAUGAUCAAAUUCCAGUUUUCAAUAUGUGAGGUUGAAACCGAGAGCAAUGAUCCACAAAAUCAGCGUGUUUCUAUUUGAUGUUAUGGUACAGUCAUUGAAAAACAUUGCAUCAGGGUAGUAGCCAAUACAAGCAUCUGCAAUGAAGUGUUCAAACAGUCAGAGAAAAUCCAUAUGAUAUUAUUAUACAGUGAUGAAAAAUCAACCUUCUGCCAGUUACCAUACAUGUCUCCAGUGACUGUGUAUCCAGCGAUUCAACGUUGGAUAUAGAUGAUAAUAUUAAAUAAUAGGAUUAAUCCUAUAAACAGAGGAAUCAUUACUAUAAUUAAUUCAGUCCACUGUGAAUAUGACAAUUAGAAGAAUGGUAAGAUCCUAGUGAGACACUGGAGGGAGCUACAGCAUCGUUCUUCAGCUCUUUCACCAUCCGACAACAGAACAAAGUGCAGUCACACUGAGGUAUUGAGUUGUAUGUUUUGAGGUCAGGAAAUGUCUACAGUCUGUACCAGGUAUUUAUUGUAUACAUGUAUAUGGUGAGUUCAGACUAAUGCUGAAUAUAAAGAUCAUUUUGACUCUU
This is a messenger RNA of Seriola aureovittata, 4103 nucleotides long. RefSeq names its product PDZ and LIM domain protein 3-like. Gene Ontology annotation, biological process: actin cytoskeleton organization; heart development; muscle structure development. The coding region runs from base 90 to 1037 and encodes 315 amino acids. Gene Ontology annotation, molecular function: actin binding; muscle alpha-actinin binding. Gene Ontology annotation, cellular component: stress fiber; adherens junction; filamentous actin. The record is from RefSeq and is a predicted model, not a curated record. NCBI's taxonomy places the organism in Eukaryota, Metazoa, Chordata, Actinopteri, Carangiformes, Carangidae. The transcript has 7 exons.